This is a messenger RNA of Lottia gigantea (owl limpet), 924 nucleotides long. RefSeq lists its product as hypothetical. The coding region runs from base 190 to 924 and encodes 244 amino acids. Gene Ontology annotation, cellular component: CERF complex. The transcript is spliced from 7 exons. NCBI's taxonomy places the organism in Eukaryota, Metazoa, Mollusca, Gastropoda, Lottiidae. The record is from RefSeq and is a predicted model, not a curated record. Gene Ontology annotation, biological process: chromatin remodeling.
AUGGCUUCACAUUGAAUUCUAUAGCGGUCUUUCAAAUUGGAAAAUGAAACCGUUAUUCCAAUAGGAUGUGAUUGGAAAUUGAUUGUUUUUAUAAUUCUAAUAUUGAACCAAAUACUCCCGAAGACAAUCUUAAGAUUGAAAUACCAGAUCGCCUUCAGCUAAGGGGGGCAAUCUUGGUAAACAUUUCUAAUGGAUCCCCUUGCAGAGCUAAGAUCAUGGUGGAAAGUACCAUGCAUUGCCCAUUUUUGCUCCUUAUUUCGUGGGGUAUUAUUUGAGCAGUCAGAUUUGGAUAUAGAGGAUUUAGAAGAAGCAUUGUUGCAGGCAGUCUCCCCUGGUGACAGCCCGGUUAUUCUAGAUCUACUCUGUAGUUUAUUGGAAGGUAUUUAUGGCAGAGAAAAAUUGACAGUGGUAGAUUAUGACAAAUAUCUAAAAGAUAUAUUCCGUUACCAACAUGCUAUGGGUAAUAUUAAACGAAAUCCCCUGGUGGAUAAAACAUACUUCGAGUUAUCAUUACGUCAGAAAGUGGACGUUCUACAUGAUUUAUGUGAUUUUAGAUUGGAAUCAGAAGAUGUUAUGGAAGUAUUGAAGGGUCACGAUGGAGACAAUAUGAGAGUAGAACCAUUAGGUCACGAUGUUAAUGGCAUCACCUAUUGGUAUUUCUAUGGUACCAGAUUAUACCAAGAAGAUCCACCACCCAAAGAACCAGAGGAAGAAAAAUCCAAGGCUAAAAUUGUACCAUCACGAUGGCACAUGGUUUGUUGUACUCUAGAAGACUGGCAGAAUUUAGCUGAGUUCUUUAAGGAGAGUGAAGUGAAGUGUGAGAAGGCGUUAUAUCGAACUAUUGUAGAAGAUUUCUUACCAGAAAUACCAAACAUUGUGGCUGAGAGGGUAAGUUCUAUUUUAUAUUGGCAAAUACAAUCUUAA